CGAAAUCGAGCAGCGUCUCUCCUCGUCUCCGCUCCCCAUUUCAAAUCCCCCCCAUCUCGUCUCCCCAUCCACCUCCACCUCCACCUCCACCUCCACCGCCGCCGCCGCCGCCGCGCCAUCGCCGCCUCCACCGGGAUCCCGUCGCCGCGAUGCCAUCCGACUGCGGCGACGACGACCACGGCGGCGGCUCCGCCCCCGCGGGGUUCGAGCUCCAGGAGGAUCCCUCCUUCUGGAAGGACAACAACGUGCAGGUUGUGAUCCGUGUUCGGCCGCUGAGCAGCGGCGAGAUAUCGGUGCAGGGACAGAAGAGAUGCGUCAGGCAGGAUAGCUGCCAGAGCAUCACCUGGACGGGCCACCCGGAGUCGCGGUUCAAGUUCGAUCUCGUUGCGGACGAGUAUGUCACGCAGGAGAAUCUGUUCAAGGUUGCUGGGGUGCCCAUGGUGGACAACUGCAUGGCUGGCUAUAACAGCUGUAUGUUUGCUUAUGGUCAGACCGGCAGUGGCAAGACACACACAAUGCUUGGUGAUAUAGAAAAUGGCACACGAAGAAACAAUGUGAAUUGUGGUAUGACGCCUCGGGUGUUUGAACAUCUGUUUUUAAGAAUCCAGAAGGAAAAGGAAAUAAGGAAAGAAGAAAAACUCAGGUUUACUUGCAAAUGCUCUUUUUUGGAGAUAUACAAUGAGCAGAUCCUUGAUUUGCUAAAUCCGAAUUCAGUAAAUUUGCAGAUAAGAGAGGAUGCUAAAAAGGGUGUCCAUGUUGAGAACUUGACAGAACAUGAGGUUUCCAAUGCUCGAGAAGCAAUGCAACAACUUGUUGAGGGGGCAGCAAACAGAAAGGUGGCGGCUACCAAUAUGAAUAGAGCAAGCAGUCGCUCUCAUAGUGUUUUCACUUGCCUUAUCGAGAGUAAGUGGGAAUCUCAAGGUAUCAACCAUCACCGGUUUUCUCGGCUUAACCUAGUUGACCUUGCAGGCUCAGAGAGGCAAAAGAGCUCAGGUGCUGAAGGGGAACGCUUGAAGGAAGCUACCAAUAUCAAUAAGUCACUCUCCACCUUGGGACUUGUUAUUACAAAUCUUAUUGCUGUAUCAAACAAAAAGUCACAUCACGUGCCUUACCGAGAUUCAAAAUUGACAUUUCUCCUUCAGGAUUCACUUGGAGGGAAUUCAAAGACAACUAUAAUUGCGAACAUAAGCCCAUCAAGCUGCUGCGCGGCUGAGACAUUGAGCACAUUGAAAUUCGCACAACGGGCAAAAUACAUAAGAAAUAAUGCUAUUAUAAAUGAAGAUGCCUCUGGUGAUGUUUUGAGCAUGCGCUUACAGAUCCAACAUCUUAAGAAAGAGGUCAGUCGCCUGCAAGGGUUAGUCAAUUCUGACAAAGCAGAAUGUACUAGUUCCAGUGGGUUUAUAUGUGAGUCUCCUAGCACACUUAAGUGGAAUCAAGGUCAAGGCUCGUUCAGUCCACUUAUGUUUGAUAAAAGGGCUAUGCAGCGGAAAGAUUAUGAUGCUGCGCUUGUCGCUGCUUUUAGGAGGGAGCAAGAAACUGAAGCAAAAUUGAAGGCAAUGAUUGCUGCAAAGCUUGUUGCUGAACAGCUGGCAACUCAAAGAGCGGAAGAGGUCAGAAGCUUCAAGAUGAGGCUUCGUUUUCGUGAAGAUCGAAUAAAAAGACUGGAGCAAGUUACAUCAGGGAAGUUAUCUGCUGAAUCACAUCUGUUGCAAGAAAAUGAAGACCUUGUGAAGGAAGUAGAUGCUCUUCGUGGCCUACUGGACCGCAAUCCAGAAGUCACAAGGUUUGCUAUGGAAAACUUACAAUUGAAGGAAGAUAUUCGAAGGUUACAAACAUUUGUUGAUGAAGGAGAACGAGAAAUGAUGCAUGAGCAGAUAAUUGUUUUACAAGAUAAGUUACUGGAAGCACUCGAUUGGAAACUUAUGCAUGAGAAGGAUCCUAUUAAUAAGGACCUCUCAUUUUUGGGGGAGUCAGCUGAUGAGGAAAUGGAGUUUAUUCGUUUGCAGGCUAUUCAAAAUGAGAGAGAAAUUGAGUCUCUGCGUAAAAAUCUGAGCUUCUGCCUUGAAUCAAAAGAGAAACUUGAGAGGCGUGUUGAUGAGUUGACAUUAGAGUUGGAGGCAGCAAAGAAAUAUCAUGAAGAAUCUGAGGCUGUGGAACUCCAGGUGCAGACCGAGGUAGAUUUGCAUGAUCUGCCUGAUGCUCAGACAGAACUGAAGACUUUGGUUGAUGCCAUAGCUACAGCAAGUCAAAGAGAAGCAGAAGCUCAUGAAACUGCUAUUGGGUUGGCCAAAGCGAAUGAGGAACUAAGAACAAGGCUUACAGUUUUGAUUGAGGAUAAUAAGAGAUUAGUUGAGCUCUAUGAACAUGCUAUCGCCAAUGGUGAGGUGAAUCAAGAUGGGGGCCAUCCUGCCAUUCCUCAAAUUGAAGGUGUGAAUGAGCAGCAAAGCAGCCAUUCUUAUGGAGGGGCUGCUGCGAAUGGGGUGCUGCCAGAUGACAAGCCAGAGAGUGCAACAAUUUUGCCAGCAGACAACUCAUCCAGUGAGGUAUCGGACUCCAAGAUAAUGGAUGGACAGUGCAAUCACAAGGAUAAUUUUUCAAGAAGUGAAUUGACAGAUUUGCAACUUCAACUGGACGAGAUGCAUGAAGAAAAUGAUAAACUUAUGGGUCUGUAUGAGAAAGCUAUGCAGGAAAGAGAUGAAUUCAAAAGGAAAUUUUUUGAGGGUAGCAAUUCUUUAACUACAGUAGAUACUCAAUAUGAAGAUGUUGAAAUGCGUGAUGCAACAGAUGAUGAAGAUCUAGAAGUAAAACAUGUACAUGACUCUGCAAUAUCAACGUUUAAAGAAAUCCUGCGGCUUGUUCGUGUCAAACUGAAGAAUGUCCACGACAAGCUUGUAACUACCCAGGAUGCAGUAGAGUAUUUUAAACUUCUUGAAAUGGCUAGUACUAAGGCAGAAGAACUUUCAGCAAGCAUUCAGCACCAUUGCCUAGAACUGAAGCACGACCAGGAAGACAUGAAUGCCCUUAAGGCUGAACUGUCACAAUCACAGGAGAGUAAAGAAGCUUUGGAAAGCAAGUAUUUCUCGCCUGUGGCAUCAUGCUGGAACUUGGACUUGAAAACCAAAGCCCUUGUUGGGUCCAAGUUUGAUGUCAGCUUGGAAUUAUUGAAUCAAAAGAAGGAACAACUGAGUCACCUCCAAACUCUCAAAAAAGAAUUUUCUGUUGCAUCUACAAAAGCACGUGAAUCUGAAACCGCGUUGAGAAGCAAAAUCGACGGUCUUAAAGUAAAACUCCGCUCUUUCGAAGCUCAGAGAAAGGAGGCAGAAAGGGUCCUUUUUGCUAUUGAUAAUAUCGACACUUCCACUCCUACAUUGUCGAAGCCUGUGAAUUUUGGUAAGGCAUCUGAGCUGCUGAGAUCUGAGGAGGAGCGAACAAAGCUUUUAUCUGAACUUAAGAAGUCCCGUGAACAGCUUAUCAUGGUGCAGAAAGAAAUUAAAAGCAUGAACAGACACGAUGAUAUCGAUUGUAAGAUUGCAUCUCUUGAAUCAGAAGUAGAAAAUUGCUGCCUGACCCUGCUGGAAGCUGACGUCGAGAAGUUUGUACGUGAUAAUACCUUGACAGAGAUUUGGAAGGAAGAGCAGAAAGACAUGGAUUGCCUGCUGGUUGAUUACCAAGAGUGCGUUUUUAAAGUCAACUUGAAGGAGGAGAAGAUCAGGGCAUGUGAGGAGUCCUUGCAGCAUCAAACAAGGUCCCUGGAUGACAUGAACUCGAAGCUAAAUCAAGCGAUGCGUGAUCUGGGUGAGCAUCUGCGAGACAGAACCCCUUGCGAUUUGGAUGCAUCCAUGUUGCAUGUUUCUGACAAGGUUAAGGGGGAUCUUGAUGCAAUGGCGCUUCAUGUUGCUGAAGCUGUGCAGCUCUUGCUUGUCCAGGGUGAGAACCAAACAAAUCCGUGAGCCUGCUCAACUAGAACCAGCUUUCCUUCACUGAUGCAAUAACCGACAGGCUAGUCUGUCCAAGCCUCAUCUGUGCACAUCCUUGUUUUCACCACAACACAAGGGAUCAGGCGUCUCUUUCUGUCAAUUCGCUUCUACAUGAUGGAAGAAGUCGUGAAUCAGGAUGCGCUCAAAACUGUUUUGUGCGACCACCUAUCUCUGGUGGUUGUGCCAAGUCAUCAACAGCAACAGGCCCUUAUGUAAGCUAUGUAUUUCUUUUAGUUUGCACUUGAAAGUGCAAUUCAGCUACUGGUUCAACAAGGUUUUGAAUUCAAGGAAGUGAUUUACCGUGCCUUUUGUUAUUCUCUAGAUUUGUACUGUACGAAACAAUGAACAUAGGUGCCUGCAUUAGGGAAGGAUGCUGCACUCUAGUAGUUGUAAGCAGAAAAUUGGAGCCUGAACCUCUUUAUGUAUUUUAGCGUGUUGGGUGAACUGUACAGUUCUCCAGUAGCAGUAAAAACUUACUGAAAGGUGGAGUUGCGCCAGUUUGUGAAUGAGUUAGGUAGGACUCAGGCUGACUGCUUCCAGAAGCUUA
Messenger RNA from Oryza sativa Japonica Group (Japanese rice), 4524 nucleotides. Its product is annotated as kinesin-like protein KIN-12G. Gene Ontology annotation, molecular function: ATP binding; microtubule binding; microtubule motor activity. The record is from RefSeq and is a predicted model, not a curated record. Gene Ontology annotation, biological process: microtubule-based movement. NCBI's taxonomy places the organism in Eukaryota, Viridiplantae, Streptophyta, Magnoliopsida, Poales, Poaceae.